Fusarium oxysporum Fo47 is the source of this 1040-nucleotide messenger RNA. Its product is annotated as ketose-bisphosphate aldolase. Gene Ontology annotation, molecular function: zinc ion binding; aldehyde-lyase activity. The coding region runs from base 13 to 882 and encodes 289 amino acids. The record is from RefSeq and is a predicted model, not a curated record. Gene Ontology annotation, biological process: carbohydrate metabolic process. The transcript is spliced from 3 exons. Lineage: Eukaryota; Fungi; Ascomycota; Sordariomycetes; Hypocreales; Nectriaceae.
UACCAGUUCAUCAUGCCAGAACCAAUUGAAAACUUGAGAAACACGAACCGAACCUUACGUAUCUUAGAAGAUGCUGUCAAGGGUAACUAUGGGGUCUUAGCAGCAAUAUGCUACAAUAUCGAACAUCUCACAGCCAUAGUCAAAGCAGCCGAAGCAAAACGAUCCCCACUGGUUCUCCUUCUAUUCCCCUCUACCCUGAGACAGCUACCAACUCUAGCCUGGGCAGCAUCUGCGGCUAUCAAAUCAGCGACCGUACCGCUCUCUCUUCAUCUUGAUCAUGCACAAGAUGUUUCACAGAUCGAAGAGGUCGUGAAAACUUUACCUUUUGACUCUAUCAUGGUUGAUAUGAGCCAUUACGAUCAUGAGGAAAAUCUUGCUAAGACUACUGCAUUGACGAAGUUGUGUCAUAAGCGGGGUAUUGCUGUCGAGGCAGAGAGUGGACGGAUCAAUGGGGGGGAAGAUGGCAUUGCUGAUACUGAUGAUCUUGAAGCCUUAUUCACUUCUCCCGAGGAGGCAGAAAACUUCCUCAAAGCAGGUAUAGACAUCCUGGCCCCGAGCGUCGGCAAUAUUCACGGUGAUUAUGGCCCCAAAGGACCGGACCUCGACCUUGCCAGACUCUCAUCCAUUGAUAAACAGAUCCGUGGGCAUGCAUUCAUGGCACUUCACGGGACAAAUGACUUCACUGCUCAGAUCAUGCAAGACUGUAUCAAAGCUGGAGCCGUGAAGCUCAAUGUCAACAAAUUGCUCUUGGAGGUCUGGCAUGCCCACUUAAAGGAGAAUGCACAUAAACCUUUCAUGCAGCGUGUAGAUGAAGGGAUAGAGAUACUACAGGCCGAGGUUGAGAGAUGGAUAGAUAUUUGUGGAAGUACUGGCAAGGCAUAGUCAAGCUCAUGAGGCCCGACACCUGGAAAUUGCAGAAUGCUUAGCAGUCCAGGACAAGUUCCUCAUGAUGACUCUUUCAGUGGUUCGAUGUUGGGGUAAAUAAACUAGUAAACCAUUUUCUAUUUCUUUCUCAGAUGCCCCUUUCCGGAGAACUUUGG